AUGGCGGUUUUCGGCAAAAAUGUCGAUUGGCUCGUGAAAAAAGGAGCUAAAGGAAUCGAUGCUGCAGUAGAGACUGGUGAAAGAGCUGUUAAAACAGUUGGUGAAACGUUUUCUACCGGAGUUCAGUAUUCAAAGGACAAGCUUGCUGAAGGAAGUAAAGCAAUCUCCGAAGUCGGCUCUCAAACUGUCGAAGAUGCAAAAAAUACAAUUAUCGGAACAAACGGAGCCAUCAAAAAUGGAAUGGAGCAAGGAAUCAUCUUCACAAAUGGAGUUGUUUCAGAAGGAGUAGCGAAGAUCAAGACCAAAGGUCAAGAAACUAUCGACUAUAUUUCUUCCUGGUACUCGCAAUUUUUCGGUUGA
Molecule: messenger RNA, 360 nt
Organism: Oikopleura dioica
Lineage: Eukaryota; Metazoa; Chordata; Appendicularia; Copelata; Oikopleuridae
Source: the annotation of a GenBank genome assembly